Messenger RNA from Fulmarus glacialis (Northern fulmar), 797 nucleotides. Its product is annotated as gamma-aminobutyric acid receptor subunit gamma-3. The record is from RefSeq and is a predicted model, not a curated record. The transcript is spliced from 5 exons. The annotation marks the transcript as partial. Gene Ontology annotation, molecular function: GABA-gated chloride ion channel activity; GABA-A receptor activity; transmitter-gated monoatomic ion channel activity involved in regulation of postsynaptic membrane potential. Gene Ontology annotation, cellular component: synapse; postsynapse; dendrite membrane. NCBI's taxonomy places the organism in Eukaryota, Metazoa, Chordata, Aves, Procellariiformes, Procellariidae. Gene Ontology annotation, biological process: chloride transport; regulation of postsynaptic membrane potential; synaptic transmission, GABAergic.
AUGGCUACCCUAAAGAGGAAAUGAUUUACAGAUGGAGGAAAAACUCAGUGGAGGCUGCUGACCAGAAGUCUUGGAGACUCUAUCAGUUUGACUUUAUGGGUCUCAGAAAUACUUCAGAAAUUGUGAAAACCUCUGCAGGUGAUUAUGUAGUCAUGACUAUAUACUUCGACUUAAGUAGAAGAAUGGGAUACUUUACUAUUCAAACAUACAUUCCCUGUAUAUUAACAGUUGUUCUUUCCUGGGUAUCCUUUUGGAUUAAAAAAGAUGCCACACCAGCAAGAACAGCAUUAGGCAUCACCACAGUAUUGACCAUGACAACUUUGAGUACCAUUGCGAGAAAGUCAUUACCCCGUGUGUCCUAUGUCACCGCUAUGGAUUUGUUUGUGACUGUAUGCUUUCUAUUUGUCUUUGCUGCUCUGAUGGAGUAUGCAACCCUCAACUACUACUCAAGUUGCAGGAAACCAAACUGUACUAAGAAGAAAAAGUCGCUACCUGAUGUCAGUUUUGGUCAUGUGAUGAAUUAUUCUGUGCUUGAUAUGAGACCACCAACUACAGUCAUCACAUUGAACAAUGCCAUGUAUUGGCAAGAAUUUGAAGAUGCGUGUGUCUAUGAAUGUCUGGAUGGGAAAGACUGCCAGAGCUUUUUCUGUUGUUACGAAGAGUGUAAAUCAGGCUCAUGGAGGAGAGGACGGAUUCACAUAGACAUCUUAGAACUGGACUCUUACUCUAGGGUCUUUUUUCCUACAUCCUUCCUGCUGUUUAACCUGGUCUACUGGGUUGGAUACCUCUAUCUUUAA